GGAUCUUGAAUCUAUGACAUGGAAUGAAACUCCUUCUUGCAUGUCAAUCAUCACUCACAACACAAGAUCAGGAUCUCCAUUCCAAAAUUUCAACGAUCUCGUCAUCGAAACCCUAACCAGCUCUUCCUUCACGCCAUCUUCUCAUUCCACUCCACUCUCGCGUCGACCGGAAAGAUACUGUAGGGCCAGGGCCACUUAAUGAUAGGAUUACCGACUUCUGCGUAGGUUGUCUUUGAGACCUUUUUAAGCAAAUGGAUUCGGUACCUGCUGAUGUGUCUAAUUCAUCUCCUGCGAAAGUUCCAUCUACUUCGCCUCCUGCCAAAGAGACCGGUGGAGAAGCUUCUGCUUCUGUAGCCUCUGGAGAAGAUAAUUCUGCCGGCGAGGCACCAUCUAGGCUAUCUCCCACUGGCAUAUCAUCUUGGGCCAAAAACUUGAAAAUUUCUCCAUCAUUUUCCGGCUCCCAAGAUGACUCAUCAAGUGCAAAUGCUGGGAAAUCAUCUUUCGCACGCUUCACUAGUAAUUUGGGAUUGCGGUUGUCUCCAAAAUCUCCUGCAACAGAUGACAGAACCAAUGAAACAACAUCGCAGUCUAAUUUGUUGGGAAAUAUUACAAAAGGCUUGGUUGACUCUUCGAAGAAUGCAGUGAAAGCAGUGCAGGUUAAAGCACGGCAUGUUGUUUCUCAGAAUAAACGCAGAUACCAGGAAGGAGGUUUUGAUUUAGAUAUGACAUACAUCACAGAAAACAUAAUUGCAAUGGGGUUCCCUGCUGGCGACAUGAGCUCUGGUUUUUUUGGUUAUUUUGAAGGGUUUUACAGAAAUCACAUGGAAGAAGUGAUUAAGUUUUUUGAGACCCAGCACAAGGGUAAAUACAAAGUUUACAAUCUUUGUUCUGAGCGGCUGUAUGAUGCAUCAUUGUUUGAGGGGAAGGUGGCUAGCUUCCCAUUUGAUGACCAUAAUUGCCCACCAAUUCAACUCAUUAUAUCUUUUUGUCAAAGUGCUUACUCAUGGUUGAAAGAAGACAUUGAGAACGUCGUAGUUGUCCAUUGUAAGGCUGGAAUGGCAAGGACAGGAUUGAUGAUUUCUAGUCUUCUAUUAUUCUUAAAGUUCUUUCCAACGGCUGAGGAGUCAAUGGAUUACUAUAAUCAGAAAAGAUGUGUUGAUGGAAAAGGACUUGUUCUGCCUAGUCAGAUUAGGUAUGUCAAAUAUUUUGAACGGGUCAUGACGUACUUUAAUGGAGAGAACCCACCUCCCCGCAGGUGCAUGCUUAGGGGGUUCCGGCUUCACAGAUGUCCAUACUGGAUCAGGCCUUCGAUAACUGUCUCGGAUCAUAGCGGUGUUUUGUUCUCAACCAAAAAGCAUCCAAGGACCAAGGAUCUUUUGGCAGAAGAUUUUUGGUUUAGUGCACCAAAGAAGGGAGUGAUGGUCUUUGCUUUGCCUGGAGAGCCUGGUCUUACAGAGUUGGCUGGUGACUUCAAAAUCCAUUUUCACGAUCGCCAAGGAGAUUUUUACUGUUGGUUGAACACAACUAUGACAGAAAAUAGGAAAAUUUUGAACACCAGUGAUCUGGAUGGCUUCGAUAAGAGAAAAUUGCCUUCUCCAGGAUUCAUGGUAGAAGUAGUGCUUGUUGAUUAUAAUGGUAAUGUUGUAACUUCCAGACCUGAAACUGUUACAAAGAAAUCCGAUGAGAGUCCAAGUAACAGUCCUGCCCCAGUUGAAGUGAGCCCUGCUGCACCAAAUGCGAGCAAAGAGUCAGAGGGUGCUGAGAAAGAUGAUGUGUUUUCAGAUGGUGAGGCUGAGCAUCCUGCUUCUUCAAGAAGUAAGCAAACAAAAGCAUCUGAAGCAGUUGAAACAGUUACGAAUGCGCCCAGAGAGUCUGAGUCAAACAAAAAUUCAGACCAAGUCUCAAAUUUAACGCGUGCAACAGAACAAGUUUCUUUGGGAAAUAAGAUCUCUACGCCAAUUCACAGUGCUGGUGAGCCAAAAAGUGAUGAUGGAAGAACAGUGCCCAGUCUCCCGACGCCCAGCUCGGAAAGUGAGUUUAAGGCCAUGGCUGCAGAUGCUUCUGUCUUUACAUUCGGAGAUGAUGAAGACUACGAAAGUGACUGAGGCACCACAUGUUUACUCUGUUAUCUUUAUACUUCAAUAUCUGUACAUAAAUAUUGCUUUGCAACUUUCUCAACAAUAUCAUGUUCAUCCAUUUGUUUGUUGUAAUGAUAAAUCUGGCUACUGUCACUGGCAAUGCGCUAGUUGAUAAUAAGAAUUUGUUGUGUUAUCAAUCA
Messenger RNA from Lotus japonicus, 2278 nucleotides. RefSeq names its product phosphatidylinositol 3,4,5-trisphosphate 3-phosphatase and protein-tyrosine-phosphatase PTEN2A. The transcript has 13 exons. Gene Ontology annotation, cellular component: cytosol. NCBI's taxonomy places the organism in Eukaryota, Viridiplantae, Streptophyta, Magnoliopsida, Fabales, Fabaceae. Gene Ontology annotation, molecular function: phosphatidylinositol-3,4,5-trisphosphate 3-phosphatase activity. Gene Ontology annotation, biological process: dephosphorylation. The coding region runs from base 252 to 2105 and encodes 617 amino acids. The record is from RefSeq and is a predicted model, not a curated record.